AUGGCCUCAGCAGAGCAAGUCGCCAUCGCCGCCCGGCGCGCCUUCGAGGCGUCGCAGCUCAUCGACCCGUCGGAGCGUAACGUCGCCCUGGACUCUAUCCGUUCCUCGCUCGCCUCGGCCCGCGAGGAGGUCCUCGCCGCGAACAAGAAGGACAUGGAGGCCGCGCAGCCCCUGGUCGAGCAGGGCAAGCUGUCCUCCUCGCUUCUGUCUCGCCUCGACCUGAGCCGGCCGGGGAAGUACGACGCGAUGCUGGCGGGCAUCACGGACGUGCAGGCUCUUCCUGCGCCGACGGGGAUCUGCACGUUUGCGAAGCGCCUCGGCCCCGACCUGGACCUGUACCGCGUCACUUGCCCCGUGGGCGUGCUCCUCGUUAUCUUCGAGGCGCGUCCCGAGGUUGUUGUCAACAUUGCCGCGCUCGCCAUCAAGUCGGGCAACGCCGCGAUCCUGAAGGGCGGCAAGGAGAGUGCGAACACGACGGCCGUGCUCAGCCGCUUGAUCGCCGAGGCGCUCGCCAAGACCAAGCUGCCCGAGACGUUUGUCCAGACCGUCACUUCGCGCGAGGAGAUCAGCGCCCUCCUCGCCCAGGACCGAUACAUUGACCUCGUGAUGCCGCGCGGCGGUAACGCCCUCGUCACGAGUAUCCAGAACAACACCCGCAUCGCCGUCAUGGGCCACGCGGACGGCAUCUGUGCCGUGUACCUGGACGCUUCGGCUGAUGAGAAGAAGGCCGUUAGGGUGUCUGUGGAGUCCAAGACGGACUACCAGGCUGCGUGCAACAGCGCCGAGACGAUGCUGGUGCACUCUGCCGUUGUCGACACGGUGUGGCCUGCCGUUGCCUCAGCGCUGGUGGAGGCGGGCGUCGAGCUGCGCUGCGACGCCAAGACGCUUGCGGCGUUGCAGCACACCGAGGCGGCCGCCAAGGCGACCCCGGCAAGGGAGGAGGACUUCCGGACCGAGUUCCUCGGCCCGAUCCUCGCCGUCAAGACGGUCGGCAGCGUCGAGGAGGCGAUCCAGCACAUCAACCAGCACUCCUCCCACCACACCGACAGCAUCGUGACCGAGGACGAGGCGGCGAUGAAUGCGUGGGUCAAGGGGCUGGAUUCCGCCAACUGCUUCGUGAACGCCUCGACGCGCUUCGCCGACGGCACCCGGUACGGCCUCGGUACCGAGGUCGGCAUCAGCACGGGCAAGACGCACGCGCGCGGGCCCGUCGGUCUCGACGGACUCGUUAUCUACAAGUACAUCCUCAAGUCGAAGAAGAGUGAUGGCAGCACUAUUGCAGACCAUGAGAAGAAUGGAGGCAGCUAUGACCACUCCGACCUCCCCCGCGAGCUGCCGUUCUAG
Molecule: messenger RNA, 1344 nt
Organism: Trichosporon asahii var. asahii CBS 2479
Lineage: Eukaryota; Fungi; Basidiomycota; Tremellomycetes; Trichosporonales; Trichosporonaceae
Product: glutamate-5-semialdehyde dehydrogenase
Exons: 1
Coding region: 1-1344 (447 amino acids)
Molecular function (GO): glutamate-5-semialdehyde dehydrogenase (NADP+) activity; NADP binding
Source: RefSeq, a predicted model, not a curated record